Ordospora pajunii is the source of this 3075-nucleotide messenger RNA. Its product is annotated as chromosome region maintenance 1. Gene Ontology annotation, cellular component: nucleus; cytoplasm. The transcript has a single exon. Gene Ontology annotation, molecular function: nuclear export signal receptor activity; small GTPase binding. Gene Ontology annotation, biological process: ribosomal small subunit export from nucleus; protein export from nucleus; ribosomal large subunit export from nucleus. Bases 1 to 3075 code for a protein of 1024 amino acids. The record is from RefSeq and is a predicted model, not a curated record. NCBI's taxonomy places the organism in Eukaryota, Fungi, Microsporidia, Ordosporidae.
AUGGAACGCAUUCUGGACUUGGAGAAGGAGUUUGAUGUUGCAACAUUUGACGAGGUUGUUAAGAAUGCAAAUUGCUCAGAUAGUGUGAAGAAAGCAGCAGCAGAGAGGAUCUUGAUGAAAUUCAAGGAGCUUCCAAAUGCAUGGACAAAGGUUGACUACAUAUUGAACAACAGUUCGCUUCAGGAAAGCCAUUAUGUCGCUCUUCAACUACUGGAAAGUAUGAUAAAGACAAAAUGGUCACUCUUUGAUGAGGGAAUGAAGCAGGGACUCAGAAUGUACGUACUGCAGCUUGUGAUUGAGAAGUCAAAGGUUAGGAGCAAGGAGGUGUACGUGAUACAGGAGUUGAACACCAUCCUGGUUGAGAUUGCAAAAAAGGAUUGGCCAAGAAGGUGGCCAACGUUUAUAUCUGAUCUGAUCAAUGUGUCCCAAAGCAUAAGCAUGGAGGUGUGCAGAAACAGCCUUAAAAUCUUGAAGAGGCUGAAUGAGGAGGUUUUUAUAUUUUCCGAGGACAGCAUCACAACGGUAAGAAAGAGAGUGCUGCGAAACCAACUGAAGGUUGAAUUUCCGAACAUAUUUGGGUUUAUAAAGACGAUUCUUGAAUACUCGAGAAGUAGUGAGAUGGAUGAAGGCCUUCUUGAAGCAACUCUGGAAACAUUCCAGUGCUUCUGCGGAUCCAUGCCUCUUGAGUUUAUUUUCUUGACGGAGAUCAUAGGCCUGAUUCUGGAGCAUCUGAACUCUAUGCACAGCACGGCAUGCUUGAGGUGUUUGAUUGAGAUAGUGGAUCUUGGAAGGGAUACGAAGCUUGCAAGAAGCUAUGAGGUUGAGAAUGCAGAAAAGGAGAAGAUACUGUUGAUACACGGGCAGUGUGUAGCAUUUCUUGGAAUGUACUUUGCAAAGUUCAAUGAAGAGAAGAUAUACGAGGUGUAUGGCGGAAUGGAUAAGGCAGAAAAGACAUUUGUGCUGCGGUUUUCACAGCUACUUUCUUCGCUGUAUGAAGUGCAUAUGGGGCUGCUUGAGAUGAGAGAUGCAGUUAAUGCAAAGGCCGGGCUUGUAUAUCUGAUACAGAUGUCAAAGAUCAACAGCAUGAAUGUUUUCUCGACUACGUUUGAAAUGUGGAAUAAGUUUGUGUUUGAUUUGUACUCUGAAUAUCCGUUUGCAACGCAGGAUUCGGGGAAGAGGCUGAGAAGGUCUGGGUACAUAGGGAUUCUGAACCAGCUGGUGGGGACUCUUGUGGACAAGAUGCCGCGUCCGGAAGAAGUGUUUGUGAUAGUGGAUGAGUAUAACGAGGUGAUCAGGAAGAAGAUGACGGACACCGACCAAAUUGAGUUCUACAGAAAGAUGAGGGGAUGCCUCUAUCAUCUGGCGUUUCUUAUUGAAGAAGACAUGAAAAAAUACUUCAUUAACAAGAUCGGAUUCCAGUUGGACGACAAGGAAUGGGAUUGCAACUACCUUAACAAAUUGUGUUGGGCGAUUGGAUCAAUAUCAGGCUCGUUUUCAGAGGUGAAUGAAAGGGAGUUUUUUGUGAACAUCCUGAAGUAUCUGCUUGCAUUGUGCGAAAUGAAGUCCUUUAAGACGGACAAGGCGGUUAUUGCAUCAAACAUUAUGUUUAUUAUUGGGCAAUACCAUCGGUUUCUUCUCCACAACAAAAGUUUCCUGAAGACAGUGGUCAAGAAACUGUUUGAGUUUAUGGAUGAGGAGCAUGAGGGAAUCAAAGACAUGGCAUGUGACAACUUCUUUAAGAUAGUUGAAAGAUGCCCCGUUGAGUUUCUUACUCAAAGGGAAAACGACGAAGUGUUUAUCCUGUACAUUCUAAGAAACCUUACUGGAAUAACAAGGACAUUGGAGUUCUAUCAAAAAAGGACAGUUUAUGAAGCGCUUCUUCUAGUGAUAAAGGAGGUGCCUAAAACAAAAGAUUACAAUGUAAGAAUACUGAGCUAUGCAGACCUUCUGCUAUCCUCAGUACUGGGGUUCAAUAUGCUGUCUGAUGAGCAUAUCAAUAGAUUGCCUGAAAUUCUAUCAAGCAUGGAGGAUGUCAAAAUGGUUUCGCAUGUUCUCAAGUCACACACAUUAACUUACAGGCUUCUUCCAGAAACAUGUGCUUCUAGCUGUACACACGUGUUUCCCAGGCUGUUCUGCAUGUUCGACAUAUGCAACAGAAUAGUACUUGAGAAGAGCGAGGGUGUCAUUUUUGCAAACGCCAAGCUUGUGAAAGCUGAAAUAGUAGAGUUGUUUACAACGGUUGUUGAAUCAAAGUUUGUUCAGAUAGACUUUGUAAAUAUGCUCUGCGAAAAGAUUGUGUUUGACUACAAAAGCAACCCGGUGUAUAAAGAGCCAGUGAUUCUAAAUCUAGCAGCAAGCAUCGUAAGAAAUGCCGAGAAUGACGGCUCAGUUAUGUAUCUUCAAAGAGAGGCAUUUAUGGUAUCCACACUUAUGGAGCCGUCCAUUCCGUUUCUUAUGAAGGCAGAUGAAAACCUAGAAAUAGCAAGAGGAUAUCUGUCUCUGGUAGAGAGUAUGCUGCUUGUUUCGUUCAACACGUUUUUCUCAUCAAUAUUCAACCUUACAUCAUUUAGACAGAUAUAUAACACAUUUUUGUAUACACUGGUAUGCAUUCGGGAUGUUUCUGACAUGUCGCUGAGCUGCCUUACGGUUAUAUUCAAGAAGUGCUACGAACAGAGACUCUUUCACUUCUUCACACAGAAUUAUGUUUGCACACUAGAGAAUAUUCUUGGGAUUAUAUUUGAUAAGGACAUGAGGUAUAACUUUGAUCAGCAAUGCCGGCUUCUGGCAUUUAUGGUUAAGAUAAGUAAAGACAUUCCUAGCCUUGACGGAGUCAAUCCAAACCCCAAAAUGCUUUCCGAACACAUAGUGAGGCUUUUUACAAAAUCAUUCCCAAACAUAACUCAUGGCUCGAUCAAUGUGUUUUCUGUAGGUCUUUUUGAGCUAUGCGAGGAUGAAAAUCUAUUUAAAGAGCAUGUAGAAGACUUCAGGGUUAAGGUCUAUGAGUUUGGCACCGAUGAAGAUCUACAGGAGGAAAUAGAUCUUAAGAACGAAAGAAUUGCAAGGUGUAGAGCGUAA